This is a messenger RNA of Olea europaea var. sylvestris, 309 nucleotides long. RefSeq names its product protein SCAR-like. Lineage: Eukaryota; Viridiplantae; Streptophyta; Magnoliopsida; Lamiales; Oleaceae. The record is from RefSeq and is a predicted model, not a curated record. The transcript has a single exon. Bases 1 to 309 code for a protein of 102 amino acids.
AUGACCACCACCAACAUAACCACCAGCUCACCUAGUUGCCAACAUCAACAAAACCUCACCACUACAGCCAAAAUCGCGACAACCAACACCCAAAUACAACAAAAAUCAUAUCCAAAAUUACCACCACUAUUACCCGUAGCACCACCACCAUCACCGCCCCAAGCAAAUUCACCACCAUCACCCCCACCUCAUCACCAGUACGAGGCAACAAGAAAAUCACCACAAAGCAGAUCUAAUCAGGCUGGAGAUGACCUCACCGUUUCUGAAAACCACGGCAGCAUGAAACCACCCCAAGUUGUUGUGUCAUGA